AUCCGCCGGCCAGGGCCAGCGGCCAGCCAUCAGCAAUCGAGCUGCUCGGCUCAUCCCGGCGCCGGUCCCAGAGCAUCGAGCUCGACUGAGCUCGAGUGCAGACCAGCUCAGUUCCAGUCAGUCGUCGAGCCAGCCGCGAGACACGCGUGACGCGUCUCCUCCUGCCAGACUCAGUCGUCGUCGUCGUCGUCGUCGUGCGUCCACCCUCGGGCUGGGACAUAGCCGUCGUGACGUCAAGCGGUAUACGCCCCAGCAUAGUCAGGCGAAGUCGUGGUCCAGGCCGAGUAUCUCCUCUCCAUACGAGGUCAUGGAGGAGCUGCCGGACGACGUGCUGCUGGAGGUGAUGAGCUACCUGGGCGUGCCGGACCUGCUCGCCUGCCGCCUCGUGUGCAAGAGGAUCGGUGAGCUGGCGCUGCACCCGCACGUGUGGCGACGCCAAACCGUAGACUGCGACAAGUCCUCUUACGGGCGUGUGCUGCGUUUCGCGCCGUGUCUGGGAACUUUGAUCAUUGACUUCCCGUGCCGCGAUAAAGAACUGCAGCUUUACAGCGCUACGAGGUGCGCCGUCUCAUCGCUGAGUCUGCAUGUGGGUAGAAACGCCCCCCGUGAUCGUUUGCUGCACGCCGCGAUGAUCAUCAGGAACCAGGAGGCGCUCGGCCGGCUGAGGGAGCUCACUGUCAAGUUCCAUCCGGACAGGAAGGAGGGUGACGCUUACUUCACACUUCUGUGGACGGCGGCGUACACCUCCGGCCUGGAGGCGCUUACGGUCAACAUCCUGGACGAGGCGGGCGCCGUGCGCCCCGCGCCGCACUUGCGCCCACAGCCGCCGUGCGCGUCUGUGAAGGUGUUCCAGAGCCACCUCAGGCCAGAGUUGAUCCCGUUCUGCGAGUUCGUGAUGGCCGCCCACGCCCCUACCAUCGAGGCCGUAAAUUUCUACUAUGAACUGUUCCCAUUCGGCUCGCAAACGGUGGCACCGACCCUCUCUUCGCCUACGAAGCUGGCCUCCCUGCUCGCAGGCAUGCCGAACCUCCGUUCGCUCCUCGGGUGCCCCCUCAUCGCGGGACUGGAGGCCGUGGCAGCUUGCGAGUCGCUGCGGGAGGUGUGCCUGUUGGUGGGGCCUAAAGGGCAACCUGCCGUGCCGGCGGCCGCGGAGUUCCUGCACCGCACGAAGCAGCUGCGCGCGGUCAGCCUGAAGUACUACGUCGAGGGUGGUGGCGACGUCGUCGGCGACGACCUGGUCCUGGCCCUAGUGUCCUCCGGACCGUCCUCUGUCGAGUCGUUGGAGGUCCAAGGCUAUGGCUAUUGUUACCCAGACAUGCCAGUGCGCCAGAUGCUGCCGUUAAGCAGGGCCCUGCCACUGAUGCCGGCCUUGAAGAAGCUGACGGUGGGCAUGACAUCUCGCGAGGUGCUGCUGGCCAUCACGCCCGAGACGAACCCGGCCCUGCGGACCCUGGAGCUGUACCACGGAGAACUGAAAGAUCCAAGAUGUGCCCACCACUGUUUGCACUCGGACUUGGUGGUGACCGUCUUGUCCAAGAACCCUUCGCUGGAGCUAAAAGUGCGGUUAGCCUACUUCUGUAAGCUUUGCGACUGGUGUAAGAAGGGCUGCCACCGAGAGGUGUGGGGAAACAAAGUAAGGAAAGCCGGUGAAUGGACCACUAUUCCUCGGCUGGUUGACUAAACAUCACACAUGAGAAUGAAGCUGAGACCGCGGCAAAAAUAAACCCAACGUUCUAAUUUGUAAUGAAGGUGAUCGGGCGUAAGAUACAUGGCAAUUUUAGAAAUUUUAAGUUGAUCUACGGCCAUUGUAGUAGGUGUUCUUUUGAAUUGUAUUUCUGAAUGAGUUUAGUGGUUUUCUUAAGAAUAAAUAAAGUUAUUGACA
Molecule: messenger RNA, 1882 nt
Organism: Frankliniella occidentalis (western flower thrips)
Lineage: Eukaryota; Metazoa; Arthropoda; Insecta; Thysanoptera; Thripidae
Exons: 2
Coding region: 308-1681 (457 amino acids)
Biological process (GO): SCF-dependent proteasomal ubiquitin-dependent protein catabolic process
Cellular component (GO): SCF ubiquitin ligase complex
Molecular function (GO): protein binding
Source: RefSeq, a predicted model, not a curated record